AUGUUGUCAAAAACAUCUACAUACCAUCUAACAUGUCGUUUAUCGUCGACUUUGGCUGAAAGAAUAGCUUUUGCUGGUUCUAACGCGGCCAAAGACUCUCCAGAAGCCGAGAAUCUGAGGAUCGAAUCGGAAACGGAUCAAGAUGUAAUUUUUUUGAGGUUUUUAUUGUUUCUUUGUUUAGGUUAAAAUAUCUGUAAUAACUUGAUUCUUGUUAUUAUAAAUAGAAAUGAAUUAAUUAUCUUAAGUUGUACAUUAAAUUUUUUGCUUUUGAAGAAAUUUUGUUGUUUUAGAAUGCUCCAUUCCGAGAAAUCUUCCUGAAGCCAAAGCGAAAGCUUCAGUCGCAGUUGCUGAUCGAACGAAUGACUGGACGAGCCGAAGAGGUCAAAUAUAGUCAAGUGGAUAUUAUGGAUCGAAUUGCUGUAAGUUUUCUUUAUUUUUUGUUUAUUUUUAGGUAAAACUGGUAUUGUAAGUUGGUUCAAGGCGCUAAUAACUAUAUUGUUUUAGGUAAGAACUCCAAGAAAGGAGGAAAUGAAGUUCGAUCAAGAUUGGGUGUCAGUGUGGCCGGCAGCCCAAUCUUUCAGAUCUUCUGUUGUUCCUCUACCGGUUAGAAUGGGCUAUUGUAAAAUGAAGAACGGCCGUGCUAUUCGACCGCCUUUCAAGUCCGAAGGCAAUUUGGAGUUGGUCAAGAUCCCGAACUUUUUGCAUUUAACACCACAGCACAUUCAAAGGCAUUGUGAGGUUCUGAAACGUAAGUAAGAGUAUUGUAAGGGAUCAUUGAGCAUUAUUAACAAUAAUUUUUGUCUAAACUAGUAAAAAUAUCAAUUAUAUUACACUUGAGGCUAGUUUUUUUUAAUUUUAGAAUUCUGCACGGAAUUUCCACGGGAAUUGAAGGACAACGAAAGUCUAGUACAUCAAUACUACCCAAUAACGAGGCAGUACAGUGACUAUGUUCAUCAAGGAACAUCUCUUCGUGAUAUCCGAGCUCGAGUGAUAAAGAUUGAGAUUAAAUUGGGCGAUCUGAACCUGUCUGAUAGGGCCAAAGAAAAGUUCAGACGUUUAGUUGGUAUGAGGUACAAUGAAGAUACGGACAUGUUUACUUUGGUCACGGAUCGAUGUUUUACUAGACAACAGAAUCAGGAUUACGCCGAGUAUUUGCUGACAGUUUUGGUCAAUGAAGCACAGAAAGUGGAAGAUUGGGAGAAGCUGAAGGACAGGGUUGACAAUUUGAAGGUGGACUUUAAGGGAUCGAAGACAGAGGAGAAGGUCUUCGAUAUAUUGAGCCUGUUGAAGAAGGAUGAGGUAGGGAUUUUUGGAUCUAUUGGGUUCUUUAUUGUAUGUAUUAGGUUAGUAAAAGGUGAAAAACAGCAAUACUCUUUUUUAAUAUAACCUUUAGAUCAAAUUUAUACUAGAUACUGCUGUUUUCUUAAAAUUUAGGUAACAUUUUCGUCGAUUUUAAAGCUUUUUUGUUGAAUUUUGGAGUUUUAGGUAACAAUUUAUGUGUUUUAGAAUCCACCAUCAUCAGCCAAAGCUUUUGACGAAGAAAAGAAGGAUUCUGAAGAGUUGAAGAAGUUCAGCGAUGUAUGGUAUAACUACAGGAAUACUGUAAGUAUUUAAAGUUAAAUUUAUUGAUUACUCAAAAAAAAGUAAAUUUAAAAAUUGGUAAUAAAGUCCAAGUGUAUAUAAAAUGUAUUCUAUGAGCUUGUAGACCAAAUAUUUUUAAAAGAUUACCUACUUCUUGAUAAGCUGAUAAUCUAAAACAAUAUAACCAUUCCAACUAAUAAUUUCAGCCAGAAACCCCAGAAGCAGCCCGUGACUACGGUCAGGCGGUACGUGAUAUGCUUGGCCUUCCGAAAGUGACUCCAGAAGACAAGAACAACGUGGAGUACAAGUGA
Bursaphelenchus okinawaensis is the source of this 1892-nucleotide messenger RNA. Lineage: Eukaryota; Metazoa; Nematoda; Chromadorea; Rhabditida; Aphelenchoididae. The record is from the annotation of a GenBank genome assembly.